AUGAACGGUCUCAUUCUCUUUGCUCUCUGUUCGUUCCCUUGCGCCUUUGCUGUUACCUCUCUCACUUUCAGUCCUCCCGCUAAAGAUCCGUUCUCGACUUCGACCAACUAUACCGGCCCGUCGAAUGGAUCACUUCCUGUCCAGAGCGUGACGAAGGGCAAGGUUUUCGAUCGCUUCAUUCAAAUAUGGCUAGAGAACACAGACUUCGCCGUAGCCAACUCGACGGCCGAAUUCAGGUCCUUGGCUCAGCGUGGCAUCCUCCUCGAUCAGUACUUCGCGUUGACCCAUCCAUCCCAACCUAACUAUAUGGCGACGAUUGGCGGUAGCUUCUGGGGCGCGGCGGAUGAUGACAGGCAUGAUAUACCCUCCAACAUUGGGACUAUGAUCGAUCUGCUAGAGCUGGGCGGGGUGUCCUGGGCGGCAUAUCAAGAGAACAUGCCGUCUGACGGCUUUACCGGGAUGAAUUUCGCCUCUCAAAACUAUCUCAGCCCAGGAGCUGCGCCUUUUGAGUUCUACAUGCGCAAACACAACCCGCCCAUCCUAUACGACUCCGUCAUCAACGUACCCUCACGCGCCGCGCGCGUUCGCAACUUCAACGACUUCGCUGAAGAUAUCGGAGCGUCGGCUCUACCUCAAUGGAUGUUCGUUACACCCAACAUGGCGAACGAUGCACAUGACACUACUAUCGACUUUACCGCCUCAUGGCUCGAGUACUGGCUUGAGCCCUUGCUUCUGGACUCGCGCUUCAACGAUGACAGGACGCUCAUCCUGCUGACGUUCGACGAGAACGAGAGCCAUAAUCUGAACAACAAUGUAUUCGCUGUACUACUUGGCGGCGCAGUACCAUCGAACUUGCAUGGGACUGCCGAUCAUACUUACUACACCCACUACUCCGCGAUGAGCACCGUUCAAGCAAACUGGGCUCUUGGUUCUCUCGGUCGCGGCGAUACUGACCCUAUCAUGUCCAACGUUUACUCGCUGGUUGCAAAGGCGACGGGCCACGCCAAUAACGACAUCUCCGGCUCGCAGAUUCCCAUCACUGAAUCUAGCGGACAGACACCAGGACCUCUCAACCCAAGCCCUAAGCUACAAACACCAUUCCCGGCACCAAAUACUUCCGCUGUCGGAGCUGGUGGAGGACCAGUGUUCGUUGGAUAA
Messenger RNA from Peniophora sp. CBMAI 1063, 1158 nucleotides. NCBI's taxonomy places the organism in Eukaryota, Fungi, Basidiomycota, Agaricomycetes, Russulales, Peniophoraceae. The record is from the annotation of a GenBank genome assembly.